This is a messenger RNA of Rubroshorea leprosula, 2855 nucleotides long. The record is from the annotation of a GenBank genome assembly. NCBI's taxonomy places the organism in Eukaryota, Viridiplantae, Streptophyta, Magnoliopsida, Malvales, Dipterocarpaceae.
CAGUCUCUCUUUUUCACAUCUCUUUCUUCAUCGUCUCCGCCGUCCGACAGCCAUGUACAGGCAGGUGCUGGUGCCACCCGGUACCCACUCUCUGCAGUGGCGGGAGACUUGGCCGCGUUUGCUUGCUCCUCUGACCUUAUGGAUAUGUGUUUCGAUUAGUCUGAGGUUCGGUUACUACGGGGACUGUCGAAUGGUGCUCGGACCCAACUCUUCGCGAUUGAUGAAGGCAAGACCUCUGUUCGUGGAGCUGGUCGAAGCCAGAGAUGAAGAUCGGAAAGGGGUUCUUCUUUAUGGGUUCUCGGAAAAACCGGAGUUGAAUUGGGAAACAAAUUGGAGUGUCUCUAAUUAUCUGAUUGUGGGAGCAUACAACCACCAGGGAUUUUCGUUGUGGUUAAACAAGGGUUCUGAUAUCAGAAUGAGAUGGGAAACUCAAACAAGUAGAUUAGCUCAUCUUCAACCGAUUAUCAUUAAAGGCGAACGAAAACGCAAAACAUUGCUGCCAAAAUUUUCAAGUUCUUUCGAUCCCCUUGCUCUGAGUGAACCACUUAGUGGAAAAGAAGUUGAGUACACCGUCAAAGAAGAUGACAAGUACUAUGUAGGAGUGAUUAACAAGUACCGUAGAAGCAUUAUUAUAUCCAUAACUUUGAAUGUUACAUCCAAGAUGUAUGAUCUAACAAAAGCAAGGAACAAUUGUUCCACAGAGACAGGAUCCUGCCAGCUAAAACUUAUAUUUCCUGACACUCAGUUCCUUGUACUUACAACUCCAAACAAAGUCAGAUCUACAACCCUUUUGUCAUUUGCUUUAACAUCAUCAAGUUCAUAACUGAUUCAUUUCCUCAUGGAUUUAAUCACAUGCAUAGUAAUUUUGAUUUCAGGUUGACAGUGGUGCCUGGUAUAUUGAGCUUUCUUUUGUGGCUCGACUAAUAACAUAUAUAGCAAUUUUAGGCUUUUUCUUUGUUAUAAUUUUCUUUGUAUUGAAAUACCUGGGGGCAUGUGAUACUCGUGGGAGCGUAUUUGAUACAGCCCCAAUGGGAAUACAAUAUGAUAGGACUCCUGCUACCGAGACCACCCCCCUACUAACACGAACGCAAUUGCGAUCCACGUAUGGAACAGAAAGAGGAGAUGCAGAUGAUGAUGAAACGGGGUCAUCUAGUAGCUCUUCAGAAGAUCUCUAUGAUGCAAAACUAUGUGUAGUAUGCUAUGAUGAUCAACGCAACUGUUUCUUCGUUCCUUGUGGCCAUUGUGCCACCUGCUACGAUUGUGCUCAAAGGAUAAUGAGUGAGGAUAGCAAGAUGUGUCCAAUUUGUCGAAGACUAAUUCACAAAGUAAGGAGAUUAUUUAGUCCUUGAGAAUUGAGGAAAUAGGAUCAGUAAAUUCAUUUCACAGAGUGAAUUGUAUGCCAUUGCAGUUUUUUUGUGCGAGUUCUUGGCUUGAAUCCUGAUUGUAACUCGUGUAAUUAGCUUCUAAUUUCUCAUUUCACGCGACACAGAAAUGUCAAUUCUCUGGAGGUUUUAUUCUCUUCUCAAAUCUUUAUUACCUGAGAGGAGUAGCUAUGUAUCACAAAGUUGAUUCCCAGCCGUUGUGACGUCUUUCUUAUUUGUUCUUUUAUUCAGAUAUUUAUGGGAAUCUGUUGCUUUCAGUGAAGCAGUCUAUACUCGACGCCUUUGUCAAGGUUGCGUAUGAUUUUGCAUCAGGAUUUUAGAAGCUGAAAAUUACAAAUCCUUGGCCAGAUCACGAAUGCCAAUGACCAAAAUGAAAUCAUUUUUCUCAAAAAACAUUAAUCUAUCCAUGGAAGUCUCUUCUUUCUUCUAUCUUCUGUUGUUUUUCUUGUAUUUCCUCAUCAAGAGGUUUUUCCAAGAAAACAGAGGAUUCCCACCAAGCCCUGCUCUGCCUCUUCCCAUAUUCGGCCAUCUCCAUCUCCUAAAACGCCCCCUGCAUCGAACCUUUGCCAGGCUUUCCAAGCAACAUGGUCACGUUCUCUUCCUUCGUUUCGGGUCUCGCCCAGUAGUUGUUGUAUCUUCCCCAUCUGCUGCAGAAGAAUGUUUCACCAAAAACGACCUAGUUUUCGCAAACCGCCCUCGCCUGCUCGCCGAAAACACCUCGGUUACAAUUAUACCACCCUUCUCUGGACCUCUUACGGAGAUCACUGGCGAAACUUGAGGCGCGUGGCCUCUCUCGAGAUAUUGUCAUCUGCUCGGCUUCAACUGUUGCAAAGUAUACGCGCCGACGAGAUCAAAUCAUCGAUCCUCAGGCUUUAUAGAAAUUCAAAGGGCGGAGAUCAAUUCCAGGUUGUAGAAAUGAAAUCAGUGUUUUUCCAGGUGACCCUUAAUAUUAUUUCAAGAAUGAUUGCCGGAAAGAGGUAUUAUGGCGAAGAUGUAGCGGAGCACAACGAAGCACAAAAGUUCAAAGAGAUCGUUAGGGAGUCAUUCGAAUUAAGUGGAGCUACAAACAUCGCUGAUUUCCUACCCGUUUUGAAUUGGCUUGGAUUUAAUAGAAUUGAGGAAAGGCUGGCAAUUCUUCAGAGGAAAAGGGAUGAAUUUAUGCAGAAUUUGAUUGAAGAAAGAAAAAGAAACACGAUUGAUUCAUCCCUUCCUGAAGGGAAAAACAAGACCAUGAUUGAUGUUCUUCUAUCUCAGCAAGAAAGUCAACCUGAUUAUUACAAAGAUGAUAUCAUCAGAGGCAUGAUGCUGGUAAGAAUUUUCAAAGCAACGACUUUUUUAAUUUCCCCUAAUAAAAUUUUCCUCUUCAUUUUCCUGCUAUCCAAACAACCAAAACUCCUUGAUUUUGAGUUACAGGUCAUGUUAUCAGCUGGGACUGAUACAUCAGCUGGAACCAUGGAAUGGACACUUUCUCUU